CCGGCCAAAAUGGCGGUGGGGUUGGUGAGCGGACGCCGAGAGUUUCUGCGCCUGCUAUGGCUCCAGCGUCAGUUCCACAGUGUCACAGGGCCCUCGCAGUGGACCCGGAAACCACUAACCGCGGGCCUUCAGCCCCCAGCCGGCCCGUGCUGCGGGCGCUUGCACUACGUCCUCCUUGCGGCUCCCGGCCCCCGCUGCCUCAGUACUUCUGCCAUCUCGUUUGCAGAAGCCCAGGUUCAGGUCCCUCCUGUUGUUCCUGCAACUCCCUCAUCCACAGCAAUACCGGAGGUGGCUUCUGGAGAGAUUGCCGAUGUAGUCCAAGCUGCUACAGGACAGAGCUUCACUGAACUGGGGCUGGGGUCAUACACCCCAGUGGGACUGAUCCAGAACUUACUGGAAUUUAUGCAUGUUAACCUGGACCUGCCUUGGUGGGGAGCCAUUGCUGCUUGUACAGUCCUUGCUCGCUGCCUGGUUUUUCCUCUCAUCGUGAAGGGCCAGCGAGAGGCGGCAAAGAUCCACAACCACUUGCCAGAGAUCCAGAGGUUUUCCACUCGAAUCAGAGAGGCCAAGUUGGCAGGGGACCAUGCUGAGUUUUACAGGGCCUCCUCAGAGAUGACACUUUACCAGAAAAAGCAUGACGUUAAACUCUUUAAACCUCUCAUUCUACCUCUGACUCAGGCCCCAAUCUUCAUCUCCUUCUUCAUUGCCUUGAGAGAGAUGGCAAACCUUCCUGUGCCCAGCAUGCAGACAGGUGGCCUCUGGUGGUUCCAGGAUCUCACAGUGUCUGAUCCCACCUACAUAUUACCACUGGUAGUCACCACUACAAUGUGGGGUGUCCUUGAGCUAGGUGCUGAGACAGGUGUGCAAAGUUCUGACCUUCGGUGGAUGAGAAAUGUUAUCAGAGUGUUACCCCUGGUAGUCUUGCCCAUAACCAUCCAUUUCCCCUCGGCAGUGUUCAUGUACUGGCUCUCUUCCAAUGUGUUUUCCCUGGGCCAAGUGGCCUGCCUCCGGAUUCCAGCUGUACGCACUAUACUUAAAAUCCCCCAGCGUGUUGUGCAUGACCCUGACAAAUUACCUCCACAGGAAGGCUUCAUAAAGAGCUUCAAAACAGGCUGGAAGAAUGCUGAAAUGGCACAUCAGCUACGACAGCGUGAACGACGCAUGCAGAAUCACUUGGAGCUAGCAGCCAGGGGUCCCUUACGACAGACCUUCACCCACAACCCUCUGCUACAGCAUGGAAAGAAUCACACUCUCGACACUCCUGACAGUAGCAGCAACAAAUCAAAGUCAAAGCGGCCUUGGCGUGAGACACUUGGCUGAUUUAAGGUCCCUGCUCAUUCUGGCAGGAGUUCAAAGACUCAUCCUCAAAACAAGAUUUGAUGCAGUGUCCUUGCCCCAGACCUAGGAACUGUGGGACAUGGAGGUGGUCAUUUUAAAAAAUGGAUUCCACUACACACUUUCUUUUACCUGUGUGUAAAAGAAAGCACUGGGGAGCCAAGUUAUCAUCCCAUCCACAGAGUUAGUAAACCUCUGUACUUCAUGCUGCUUCCUGAUAAUUAUUAAACAGGGAAAUAGGUUGUGUGCUUCAGAAAAA
This is a messenger RNA of Cynocephalus volans (Philippine flying lemur), 1594 nucleotides long. It is a transcript of the gene OXA1L, whose product is annotated as OXA1L mitochondrial inner membrane protein. Bases 10 to 1320 code for a protein of 436 amino acids. Gene Ontology annotation, molecular function: membrane insertase activity. NCBI's taxonomy places the organism in Eukaryota, Metazoa, Chordata, Mammalia, Dermoptera, Cynocephalidae. Gene Ontology annotation, biological process: protein insertion into mitochondrial inner membrane from matrix. The record is from RefSeq and is a predicted model, not a curated record. Gene Ontology annotation, cellular component: mitochondrial inner membrane. The transcript is spliced from 10 exons.